AUGAAGGUCGUUCCAAUUUCUGACGUUAAAGUUAGUGUAGCGGAAGUAUGUGAGGUACGCGGAUCUGGCUUGGAAGCUCAUGAACUUCUUUCACUAGCUGCAGCUGCAGCAGAAGUUCUACCACCUUGUCCCCGUGGAACAGUUUUCGAUAUCGAAAACGUCUUCAUUUCCAGUAAAGGAAAUGUGGAAAUCAAAACAGUACCGCAGUCGUCCGUCGACCCGUGUUUCGUUCCACCAGAAUGGUCGAAAAACGAGGAUGACCCCGGUGCAGCAGCCGUCUAUUGUAUGGGAGCCGUUCUGAGAGCGGCCGGAGCUGAACAUGCCGCCGAUGUGGAUUUAUUCUCAUUAGUGAACAUCCUUACGGUUGGUAUGGUUGGAACGAGGCCGACGGCUCAUCGAAUGGGUCUCAUGGCAAAGAAUCAACUUCGUGGGCGUGAUGCAAAGGUGUGUCUGAUCACGAUUUACGAAGAAAUCAUGGGUGAUGAAGAAUCCAAUCAGUUAGACGAUGGCGAUUUCUCGAUGGAUGAGGAUGAAGAUAUUGAAGCGUUGCUGGGUAAUACGCCACAUCGUCAAUUGUCGAAUGGAGUUUUGCCGACGGUGACCGUAACGAGUUCAUCCCAGCCGUCGGUGAAAAAAGCUGUUGAUUACUUCGACGAAGACGAUGAGAUGGAAUCUCGAGGGCAUUCUGCUUCGACGUCUUCCGGUCUCAGCACUCAUAAGGACUCGUCACCAUUCUUUGUCGAUCAUGAGUCAGAUUCAAAGAAAGAUGAACCUCGAACUUCAACACCUCCUUCGGCUGUUCCUCAUGAAUCAUUGGGCAAUUUGGGUAGUCCGAUUGUCAGCGAUUCUCAUAUAAAUGAGACCUACAUCGAAGAACACACGAUAGAUCUCGACGUGUCGUUUGAUAAACCAUCCGAUAUGAACAUCGGUAACUCGAUGAAGGUUCUACAAGAUAAACGAUCGAAUGGAGGGGUGACGAAAACGAUUACGCAACUUGAUGAUAAUGAGGACGAACCCACGACGGGUUCGGUACCUCAUCGAGAUUCAGUGGAGAAAAAGCCCAUGUCUGAAAAGAGAGAGAAAAUACGCAAGCAGCUGCCUAAUAUGGAUUCCAUUCUGGGCACCUCUACAGAGUCGGAUGUUGAUCAUCGCAAGCCGAAACCUCAACCGAAGCAUGCUCCGUUACUUCACAAGUUUUCAUCAUCUGAUGAAGAAAUCGUACAAGCUCGUUUCGAUGACGAGGAUGAACCACCUGUUCCUCCCAGAAGGAGAAGCUAUUUCGAUGAGAUAGGUGAGUGA
Haemonchus placei is the source of this 1299-nucleotide messenger RNA. The record is from the annotation of a GenBank genome assembly. Lineage: Eukaryota; Metazoa; Nematoda; Chromadorea; Rhabditida; Trichostrongylidae.